This is a messenger RNA of Adineta steineri, 1719 nucleotides long. NCBI's taxonomy places the organism in Eukaryota, Metazoa, Rotifera, Eurotatoria, Adinetida, Adinetidae. The record is from the annotation of a GenBank genome assembly.
AUGUGUGUCAACGAUUCAACGACAUCGUGGACACUUAUUAUCGAUAUCAAAGAUGUUACGGCACAAUAUUUAGGUGAUGCAUUACAACACAAUGCAUCAUUAACUACACUAAAUCUUCAAUAUAAUCAAAUUGGAGAUGUUGGAGCCCAACGUUUAGCUGAUGCAUUACAGCACAAUACAACACUCAUCACCCUAGAUUUCUGUCACAAUAAAAUCGGAGAUGUUGGAGCACGAUCUCUGGGUAGUGCAUUACAAUGCAACACAACACUCACCACAUUAAAUAUCUGGUGCAAUCAAAUCGGAGAUAUUGGCACACAACAUUUAGCUGAUGCAUUACAACGCAACACAACACUCACCACACUAUGUCUUUCGAACAAUCAUAUCGGAGAUGUUGGAGUACAACAUUUAGCUGAUACAUUACAACACAAUACAUCAUUAACUACACUAAAUCUCCAAUAUAAUCAAAUUGGAGAUGUUGGAGCCCAACGUUUAGCUGAUGCAUUACAACACAACACAACACUCACAAAACUAAAUCUCUCGCAUAAUCAAAUCGGAGAUGUUGGAGUGCAAUAUUUGGUUGAAGCAUUACAGCACAACACGUUUAUCAUUCUCAUAGUUCAAAUAAAAUCUCAAAUAUGCGAGAAUGUUGCUCAGUAUGAUCGAUGCUCGACAAAUAGUGCCUGUGGUUGUUUUCACCGGGUAGGAACUAGUGAUGAUACUGGCGUCUGUGGCUUUCUUUGGCCAACAUGUUCUCAUCUCGUACCGUGUAAUGCUUCAACCAAUUCAUGUGCUCAACUCAAUACAGUCUGUGUUCAACAUCCUCGAUGUCAUGAACUACCUCUCUGUUAUCCAAUUGCACUGAGUAAACAAAAUAUCUGUCCACCAAAGACAAAUAAGAUCAGUUUUAAAUGGAAACAAAAUGCCAUCACUGUGGCUGGUGGAAAUGGAUACGGAGAAGAAUUAGAUCAACUCAAUCGCCCUUUUGGGAUCUUUAUUGAUAAAAAGAAGAAUAUUUUCAUUGCCGAUGUUGAGAAUCAUCGUAUUGUUGAAUGGAAAUAUAAUGCAAAGGAAGGACAAAUCAUUGCAGGUGGAAAUGGACAAGGAAAUCGAAUGAAUCAAUUGAAUUAUCCAACAGAUGUGAUUGUUGAUCAACAAGACCAUUCGGUCAUCAUUGCUGAUUGGGGAAACAAACGAGUGAUUCAAUGGUUGAAUCAAAAUCAACAAAUUCUCAUUGACAAUAUUGACUGCUAUGGCUUGGCAAUGGAUAAAUAUGGAUUUCUUUUUGUUUCUGAUUGGAUUAGGAAUGAAGUGAGACGAUGGAAAAUUAUUCCUACUUUUAUCUUUGUUGAUGAAGAUCAAUCUGUUUAUGUAACAGAUGCAGGUAAUCAUCGUGUGAUGAAAUGGAGAAAAGAUGCAAAAGAAGGAAUUGUUGUGGCCGGAGGAAAUGGUUAUGGAGGAAAUCUCAGUCAAUUGUUAUCACCUCAAGGAAUAAUUGUGGAUGAUUUGGGUCAAAUCUAUGUGACAGAUGGUGGAAAUCAUCGGGUGAUGCGUUGGUGUGAAGGAAAAGAAGAAGGUGAAAUUGUUGUCGGUGGAAAUGGAGGAGGAAUUCAAUCAAAUCAAUUGAAUGAUCCCAUAGGUUUAUCUUUUGACAACGAAGGAAACCUUUAUGUUGCUGAUCAUUUUAAUUAUCGAAUUCAAAGAUUUGAAAUAAUUUUGUGA